UCUAUACCUGUGAUAGCAGCUUGCGAUGUGGGUUAUAGCUUCACUCUUUACGCAGGAAAAUGUUCACUUCUUGGUGUUGCAUUACAAGUUUUCACAUCCUGAUAGAUUGUCCAUAACCUUUAACACACUUAUCCACGUUAUCUCAGCACUCUGUGGGUGGACCAAUAAGACAUGUGAGCGUGUCUGUGGAUAUGGGUCUUUUUUUCCUCCACUGUUUGUGAACUUUCUUUCACUUUAAUUGCUCUAAUCUCACAUAAGAAAAGGUCUGUAUGAUGCAACACUUGCCAUACUCUCCUCCCCUGUUAAGUUUGUUCCCUAAAUUCAGGCAGAUUCCUUUUACAUAAUAAGAUGAUUGUUAUCGUACUGCUGUAUUUUGAAUGUGUUGCAGGUUUUGUCUGACUGAAUGUUUUGUGUGUAUGCUGCGUAUAAAUGUUUUUGGGAUUAGAUGUAGUGGCGUAAAGAUGAAAUCCCACCCUUUUCAAACGUUCUUCUCAAAAAGAGAACAAUCUUACCCUCCACCCCUGUUCUUUUUCAGUUUCACUCCUCAAGGUGCAUGCAAAUGACUCCAGGGGUGAGCCAGGUUACUACAGCAUUUCUCCAAGCGGCUGAAUGUACGCCGUGUCUGGACGGGGGCCAGCUGUGUUUGUUGUGUGCGUCUGUUUGGUCGGAGCUGAAAGGCCACGGCACCCCUGCCGUGGCGCUCGGCCUCGACCGGCCUUGAUUUAUUUUAAUCCUUUUACAAUGAGGGGGCCUGUAAACCCGUCCAUUGAGCGCCGAGCUUUGUCCCGCAACAGUAAGAAUCUCUGUCUCGCUCUCCAUGGUGACCGAAAGAGCACAUUCCUGCAGGGAGCCACGCAGCAUUGGGAAAAUAUGUUCACUUCUGCCUUGAUCCCCUCUGCUCCACCACUAACCUUUGCUGUUCUUCAGUACAACUAUGGAAGUGGCUAACACGCUGCGCCGCUCCAGCUGAAAUAGAGACGAUAGAAGCUAGUUAUUAGUCUUCCAUGUGCUUGUGAUGUUUCUCAGUGGAAUCGGAGAACAGAGACUACUCCCUUCACAGUAAAAAAAAUACUCUUUUGUUGACAUCAAUGUGAAGAUAAAGAGUUUUGGAUGAAAACUUACAGUCUUAUUUCCUCCCCCAGACAGCCCAAUAGACCUACUAGUAACUGACCCAGAUGUAGAACCCCCCUCCCCCCUCAGCGCAGGCCUUCAUCAUGUCUGGGGACCAGUGAUUCGGGCAGCUGUGAAGACAGCUGGUUAUGUGAGGGAGAGAGGACGGGGAAACCGGAGAGAAAAUGCGUGAGACAGAGUGAGAUUUGUCCUCCUGUUUCCGAGGAUCUCAGGUCAUUUCCUGGCCCUCUGGUUCUGGGCCGUUAAAACUAUGCUAGGCCCCUUGUGUGUAUCGUCUUGCUCUGUAGCUUCAAUAAGAGACCGUCAUUGUAGGCCGCACCUUUGUUUGGGUGGGAGGCUGCUUUUGAUUACAUACUAACAACUCAGGCUGUGUUGUAAACUGAGUGAGUGUGUAAAGCACAUAGAUCUUCUUUUUUUUUUACCCCUUUGCUCCCUUUAGUGGACUCUCUGCUAAACGUUUGCUCAUCAAAGUCUGACGCUGCCAUGCACAGAGUUGUAUUGCAUCAUUAUUGCGGUUGUUGGUGUCUCAUUACAAAGACAAGUUGUGUCGUUGCAAAGCUUCGACACUCACAGACGUUUAACCAGCAGGUAUAAGAUUCAGAUUUGCAGUCGUGCUUGUGUUUCAGCCUGGAGUCCUGCUCCUGUACAUCAAACCGUGGAGUGCUACUGCUAAAUACACUUCCUCGUUCUUGCCGCAUCCCAUAGAGAGACAUAGAUUAUUCAGUUCCAUGCAAAAUAGCAGCUUUAUGACACUUGGUGAAACACAAAGCUCUCUCUCUGUUAUGUGGUGUAUGACAUCAGGGCAGGUGACUGGUGUUUUUCAGAACGUUGCUAAUAGUCUAAUAACCUAAACGCAUACUCCACUUGUUGCUUUACUGUGUCCACCACGUCUCUGACAACCAAUCUGUCUGCUGCUGUUCUAACAAUGCCUCGCGAUUCAAAUUUGAUGAUUUUACAAUUUUAGAGCACGGCAUUACAUACACGUGGAAGAAGUAUUCCGAUCUUUAACUUGAAGUUGAGGUCUGCAGCAUUGGAGAAACCAGCAAGAGUACGCUAGAUUUUAAGAUUUCUAAACUGAAAAACCCAGCCCAGUGUUGCCAAGUCUUUUCCAAAUACAGUAGCUAGCAGCAUUAGCUCCAAAAGUCGCUAAAACUAGCGAGAAAGUCGGCAACACUGACAGCCCGGCCCUUCAUGGCCUCCCUCCAAAGACACUCUCCCACAAUUAGCAUUAUGAAUGUAAACAUCGAGCUGAAUAAAAUGAUUGAACAGAUGUAUUACAGUUGUUCAACUGCCACUGCCAGAUUUUCUUUCUUUUUUUGUGAGAGCAUUUGAUCUAUUGGUUGCUGUCGGGAUGUUCUGAGAAUUUCCACAAACAUAACAAAAAAUGUUUCUAAAAUGCAUCAUCCACAAUAGCUUUAAGUAAAAAGUACAAAUAUAUUAUCAGAAGUACAGUACUUGAUUAAAUGUACUGAUCACUAUGGAAAAUAUCAGAACCUAUGCAAAGAGACAUUUGAGGAUCAGCCCAAAGAAAUGUUUGUCUUUGUGUCACUUGUAAAAAUGAUGUCAAGCUGAAGUGAUCACAUGAUGCAGUGGAAAAAGUCUGACUCCAGUCUUGUGAUUCUGGACCAACAACAAAUUAGUUUUACUUUAUUUUGACUCAACAUGUCUGCUAAGGAACUAAGCUUGUUAAGGAAUUACGUUUUCAGAGGAACAGGAGGCCCCUCAGAGGGAGAGCUGGUCUAAAGUCGAGGCAAGGCCAUCCUGUACAUAUGUUGGGAAGACAUGCAGGGAUGCUGCUUGUUAGGAUCGUGCGCGUGUGUGUGCGUGUGUGUGCGUGCGGUGUAGAGGGGUGUUUUCCACUCUCUGAACCACCAGCGAUUGCCACUUGGCUGCAUGUCGUCUGUGCUGCCUUCACAUACUGUCGGGAAGAUUAGAAACAAGCACAUGUGUAAGUCAGCAUUAUGAAUAUGACUGGGCUGGUUCAGAGUGCAUAAACGUCAUGUGAGCAGCUAAUGGCCAAAAGGGUUGUGUGUACAUAUACAAUCACCGGUUUAAUCCUGUGUGCGCUUUGAUUCUCCUUCCUGUUAUUCAGAAUUCUAAAAGCACAGACUGCAGGCAUGGCCUCACGUAUUCCUCCUUUAUUAUAUGAACUAAAAGUUGUUAAUUGGGUCCAUCCGCUCUGUCGUAUUCAUUUAGUAUACAAUUUCCUUCAAUAGUACUCGCAGCUUUGUAAGAGUGUUAUAAACAAUUGCUUUUUACCAUUUUUCCGGGAGCACCUGAAGGCAGCAUACAUGGGGUCGUAAACCGAUACGUUGAGGCGCAGCUCCGUGUGGAUCCGAGCUGACUAAGCACAGAGGAGAGCCGACGCUGCUCUCCUUCUCCUUCUGUCUACACUUCAACCUUUUUUCAACUUUCUCACUCAUACAAAGGGACCUGGUCGUGUUUGCGGUAUUCAGCUGAGGUUUUAGCGCUAUUUUGUACAGGUUUACGGUUAAAAGGAAGAGAUAAAACUUAGUUGUACUUUGGACCUAGUUUGAAAGCCUGUCAUAAAGCCCCAAAGUGAGUCCAGCGAUAUGGAGCGACGUGUCUAAGAAGCACGGAAAGCUGAUCACCUUCUUGCGCACCUUCAUGAAGUCCCGGCCCACCAAGCAGAAGCUGAAGCAGAGAGGCAUCCUCCGGGAGAGGGUGUUCGGCUGCGACCUGGGAGAGCACCUCCUCAACUCGGGACAUGAUGUGCCCCAGGUCCUCAAGAGCUGCACCGAGUUCCUGGAGAAGCACGGCGUGGUGGACGGCAUCUACCGCCUCUCUGGGAUUGCUUCAAACAUCCAGAAGUUGCGACACGAGUUUGACUCUGAGCAGAUCCCCGACCUGACCAAAGAUGUUUACAUCCAGGACAUCCACUGUGUGGGCUCGCUGUGUAAGCUCUACUUCAGAGAGCUGCCCAACCCCCUGCUCACCUACCAGCUCUACGAGAAGUUCUCCGAUGCUGUAUCAGCAGCGACAGACGAAGAGCGACUCAUCAAAAUCCAUGAUGUCAUCCAGCAGCUUCCUCCACCGCAUUACCGGACCCUGGAGUUCCUCAUGAGACACCUUUCCCACCUCGCAGCGUUCAGCUACAUCACCAACAUGCACAGCAAGAACCUGGCCAUCGUCUGGGCGCCCAACCUGCUGAGGUCCAAACAGAUAGAAUCUGCCUGCUUCAGCGGCACAGCAGCCUUCAUGGAAGUCCGAAUCCAGUCGGUGGUGGUGGAGUUCAUCCUCAACCACGUGGAUGUUCUCUUCAGCACCAAACUCAGCUCACUAAUACGCGAGGGAGCUGGUCACAACUCAUUGUCGCGGCCCAAAUCCCUGCUGGUUUCAUCGCCCUCCACUAAACUGCUGAGCCUGGAGGAGGCCCAGGCCAGAACCCAGGCUCAGAUCAACUCUCCAGUCACUGAAGACAGCAAGUACAUCGAGGUGGGCGAAGGUCCGGCUGCCCUGCAGGGAAAGUUCCACACUGUCAUCGAGUUUCCCACCGAGAGGAAGAGGCCUCCUAUUAAAUCCAAGAAGUCUCCUGUGGGUAGUUGGCGUUCUUUCUUCAACCUCGGCAAGUCUUCCUCCAUGUCCAAGCGCAAGCUGCACCGCAACCCCAGUGAGCCCAAUGAACUGAAGGCCAUGGCUCUCGCUGGAGGCAGAGGAGACACGGCAACAUUGAGAUCAGCCAAAAGUGAAGAGUCCCUGAGUUCCCUGCACAAUGUUGACGGAGAGUCCAAGGUGUACCGUCCCCGGCGGCCGCGCUCUAGCAGCGACGCCCUGUCGGCCUCAUUUAAUGGCGAGCUGCUGGACAGCCGGCAGCACUGCAACUCCUACGACAACCUGGUCGCCACAGAGGACAGCGACGGAGACGACGGCCCCAUCUGUGUGCCUGCACUCAUCUCACCUCCCCGUUCAGCGGGUGAAGACGUGGACCUCAGCCCGCCGGACAUCGGCAUGGCCUCAUUGGACUUUGACCCCAUGUCUUUCCAGUGCAGCCUCCCCGACACCUCCUAUGCCUUCCCCCUAAACGACUCACCCGCCGGGGCAGAGGGCUCCAUGUUAAAGAGGAGCCCCAACAGCGUCUGCGGCAAGACCAACCGCUCUGACUUCAUCUCUGCCACCUUCCUGGGCGGCUUGAUGUCCCCUUUGUUGUCCGCAGACUUCAGCCUGGCUGCUGGAGAGAAGGUGGCAAACAAGAAACUGACCACUUCCUAUUCUUACACCGAUAAACCCACACAGGCUGUGUCGCCUAUUAAAUGUGGAAAGACGCUGUUUGCCACUUCGGAGCUUUUCUCUACAGAGAUGCCGGACAAGAAUACGGCUGGACAGUUUGCCUCUCCACAAGCGUUAUCACCUCCCUCGGCAGCCAAAGACUCUCCUCCCCUGAUGGGAAGUGUGCUGCUGAGGGCGGCCGAGCCGUCGCUAAGUGAAGCUUUCCAAAUGGAGCUGCACUCUAAGCUGGCGGCCUUUGACAGCGCGGACAGUCGAGAGCUGAAGGGAGAGGACGGCGUGCAGCAGUCGCUGGUUGCCAGCAGCCAAGAGCACCAAGCUCCGGACUCUUCAAAGGACCUCACCCCUCGUUCCCUCAGCGCUACAGCUCCCACUACCGCCCCUCCUCCCCCCCCUCCUAAAAAUGCUGCCCGCAUGUUGGCCCUGGCCUUGGCCGAGUCCGCUCAGCAGGUUUCCAUUCAGGCUCAGUCCCGGUCCUCUGAGCCCUCCACGCCGACGUCCCCUCUGCAGCUUCAGGAGGCCUCUAACUUCCAGGAGUCGACACAUCCACUGUUCCCACUUUUCCGGACUUCUUCCGAGGAGGGAGCAGGGAGAGGGAGUUCCCCGCCACCAAACAGCACGGCCCCGGCCUCAGCGCAUCCCUCCGCCUCCAGUCCUACAAUCAAUCAGCAGCCUCUAGAGCUCACCAGCGCGAUCACCAAGCCAUCGGACAACACCAAGUCCUCUACAACCCCACCAGACACUCCUUUUUACAAGUGUGCCCCACUCCCCAGUUCAACCAGCCUGACUUCUCCAAUCAGGAGAAGUCCAGAAAGGCAGCAGCCUGUCACGGGACAGGUCCCAGUCCGUACCAGCUCACCAAGUACCACUCUGGCCACCUUCCCCAGCGGCAGCUGCAAAGAGACUGGAGUCUUACCACAGCUUGUUCCUGAGGUCAAACUAGAGGGGACUAAACCCCCCCCAGUCCUUCCAAAACCCACAGAACAGCCACCUCAGAAGCCCAAGAGGCAGGCUGUCUCACUGCCCCAGCAUCAAACACAAACUCAGCAGCAGAGCCAAGCUCAGAUCCCGCCUCAUCUUCCACCACAGCCUCACACGCAAUCUCAGACACCGGUCCAACCCCAUACCCAGCCCCCCUCCAAGGCCAGCGCAAGAGUGGCCCCCACCUCUGCUGAGCCUGUUGAGAAGCCUUGGGAGGCCAUAAAGCCGGUACAGCCCUGUACAGAGCCUGCAAAGCACCAAGACGCGUACGUACCCAAGCCUCCGGCCCCUCCUGUCCGCACCAUGGAGAGCAAACUGGCCACAGCGGCUCUCAGCCAAAGUGAAGCCUCCUACCAUAUCCUGGGUGAAGGGCCUGUGCCUGGCCAUCUGGAGGAUGCUCUGCCUCACCAUCCUCCUUCCCCUCACAAAUCUUCCACGCACCAGCCGGCCUACCUGUACCAAGCUAAAGGAGAGCCGGUCUUAAUUGAGCCGCCUGGAGCUGCAUACUACCACCAGAGGCCUGUUCCGCUGGGCCCCCAGUCCGUGCUACACCACUUCCGGCCUGACAGCGUCCCCCCACACCUGUCCUACGUGUCCAAAUCAGAGCCUCAGAUCCCUUACAGUGCCCGACUGGACAACAGAUACAGCACUUUAGGCCCCAGGUCCUACCACCACUCCAUGAAGUCCAGAGGAAACCCCCGCAGUGUGUACGUGUCUCCGGGGCCUGGCCAUCAGGGUUACAGCCAUGACAGAAACCAAGGCUAUCCCACCAUCCGCAGAGUGCACUCACUCCAUGUCCCUUCCACUAUCCGCUCAGUGCCCAUCCAGAGGACCGAAGUUCCUCCAGAUGACGAGAUGUUCUUCUAUCAACGGCCCGUGUAUCAGUGCAAAGCCUACCAGCAGCCCCCGCAGCAGUCUUCACAAACAGACUACCACGUCACCCAGCUGCAGCCUUACUUCGAGAACGGACGGGUCCAGUAUCGCUACAGUCCAUACUCUGGUUCAAGCCCUUUGGAGGCGCCUUACUAUGACAUUGACCCUUACGGCACCAUCCGAGUCCGCCACGUCCACUCCCAUAGCAGCCGAGAUCCGGGAGCCGCUGCUGGUCGACCGGGUGGAAAGGCGACUGGGUACCACUACCUCGCUCGCCAUGUUCUCCCGCCGGGGAAGGAGCACAGCUUUGUGAGCAGGGACAUGCCCCCCGGUUACGGGACCAAGGAAGCUGCUGCUUACCUCGCUUGGGACCCCGAGGAGUCAGAAAGGCUCCGCAUGCACUCCAUCCGCAGGGAGAGCAGGGCCAGACAGAAGAUCAAGGGCCCCGUCCUUUCUCAGUAUGACAAUGUUGGCUUGUUUGCACCCUCUGAUAUAUCAGGCUAUGAAACCCUGCACCUGCGCAGUAAAUCUGACCCAGGCAAAGCUGUGCUCGUCGCGGCCGAGAGCAAAGAUGGGCGCUACCUCCCCAGACACAUGGUGUCCGACCCCGAUGUCCUCAUGUACAUGGAGACCGACAAGCAUGUCCAGGGGGGCGCAGUGGGCGACAAGUCCGACGGGCUCGCCAAGCAAAGCGGUUCCAAGAAGUGCCAAUCCUCUCACUCCCUUCCAGCUACUCUGAGCCACAGUCUGUCCCAUCAGCAGGAGAGUGGCCGGCACAAGACCGGAGACGACAAGCCCGGUGGAGACGGCAGCCGGUCUCAACACUGGCAGCAGGACUUUCCCAACAAGAGGAACUUCCAACCACACUACGAGUGUCCUGAUUCUGACCGCCACCAGAGUAAAGUGAAAACAUCCAGCGGCUACCACAUUACGGACGAGCAGCCGUCGGCCCCCAGGGAACAACUCGGCCGCUCCAAACUAGAGCGAUCGCACAGUGUCCGGGAGCAGCAGCUCUACAGCCAGGGCAACCCCGAACUGGACAGCGACUACUCGUAUCAGAAACACGGCGCUAAACCGGUGCAGUCCCACUACGAUAACUUAGACGAUUACCACCCAGUACCUCAGCCUCAGGCUCCUGUUCAAAAACGUGGAGGACCCUAUCCCGGCCCAGGGUUCACCGUGAGCCACAGUAAUAGAGCGUACUCCACAGCACUGGGCCAGGGAGCCUUUCUCCAGACUGACCUGCUCAUGCAGAGGCCAGAGACAGAGAUACGUACAGAAUGAAGCAUUCGG
Molecule: messenger RNA, 8523 nt
Organism: Anarrhichthys ocellatus (wolf-eel)
Lineage: Eukaryota; Metazoa; Chordata; Actinopteri; Perciformes; Anarhichadidae
Gene: arhgap32b
Product: Rho GTPase activating protein 32b
Exons: 13
Coding region: 3760-8514 (1584 amino acids)
Biological process (GO): small GTPase-mediated signal transduction
Cellular component (GO): nucleoplasm; actin cytoskeleton; cell cortex
Molecular function (GO): phosphatidylinositol phosphate binding; protein binding; GTPase activator activity
Source: RefSeq, a predicted model, not a curated record